GAAGCUGCUAAAUGUGAAGAUCAUUGAUGAUGAGGAAUAUGAGAAGAACAAGACAUUUACGAUUGUUUUGGAAGAACCGAUCCUGCUGGAGGUUGGACAGAGACAUGGGGACACAAAUGAUAAUAAAACGGCAGUGGGACCAGAGGACGUGUCAAAGAUGGGCUGCCCCAUUCUAGGAGAGCACACUAAGCUGGAGGUGAUCAUCGAGGAAUCGUACGAGUUCAAGAGCACAGUGGACAAGCUCAUCAAGAAGACCAACCUGGCCCUGGUGGUGGGGAGCAGCAGCUGGAGGGAGCAGUUUGUCAGUGCUGUAACUGUCAGCGCAGGUGAUGAUGAUGAAGAGGAGAGUGGGGAAGAACGAUUGCCCUCCUGCUUCGAUUACAUCAUGCACUUCCUGACAGUUUUCUGGAAAGUUCUCUUUGCGUUUGUCCCUCCAACUGAGUACUGGAACGGCUGGGCCUGCUUCUUUGUCUCCAUUUCUCUUAUCGGCGUUCUGACAGCUGUGACGGGCGAUCUGGCCUCACAUUUCGGAUGCACCGUUGGUCUGAAAGACUCGGUCACCGCUGUGGUGUUUGUUGCUCUUGGCACCUCUGUUCCAGACACAUUUGCGAGUAAAGUGGCUGCCAUUCAGGACCAAUAUGCCGACGCUUCUAUUGGGAAUGUGACAGGCAGCAAUGCUGUGAAUGUAUUCCUGGGCAUCGGGGUGGCAUGGACCAUCGCCGCUGUUUACUGGAACACGAAAGGUCAGACAUUCAAGGUGAACCCUGGCUCGCUAGCCUUUUCCGUCACCCUCUUCACCAUCAUGGCGCUGGUAUGUGUGCUCGUGCUGCUCUAUCGCAGGCGCCCCAGUGUUUCAGGCGGUGAGCUUGGGGGCCCACGGACAGCCAAGCUAGUCACUUUCUUUUUUUUCAUCUCCCUCUGGUUCAUCUACAUCCUGCUGUCCUCCUUAGAGGCGUACUGCCAUGUGCCGGGGUUCUAAAUGCAAGGCAAAAGUAAAGACAUGAAUCCUCUUCUUGUUUUUACAGUUUACAGGUUUCUCACUGUUUUUGUCAAUUUUCACAAGAUUUCUAACUAUUUGUAUCAUCAGUAUUAUUGAUACGGCACAAAAUCUAAAUAAUUAUGUAUUUAAGGACUUUGGGACUUUGUUACCACUGAUAAUGCUGUGAAAGCUAGCUUUAGCCUCUGAAACUACUCUUAUCUACUUUUUCUUUUUGUGCUCUUAAGUACUUUAAUUUGUAGAAGAUAUAUACAGUGCUGUGAAAAUGUAUUUACCCCCUUACAUGUUUCCUCUAAUUUUGUCACUUGUGUUUUAGAUCUGAAAAUAUUUUUUAAUAUCACACCAAGAUAAUAUAAAAAGUAGUUUUUAUAAUGAUGGUUUUACUUACAUGUUAAAGGAAAAUGCUUUUAAAACCAAUGAAAAAGUAAUUGGCACCUAAACCUGAUAACUUGCUAUCUAACCACCACCAGUGACAAUAACUCUGCAAGAGUUUGCAGUGCUUAUGAGUCUUUUAAAUUGCUGUUGAGGAAGGGCUGUCAGACCUGAGUAGCAUGAUUAAACUCAUGCUACUUAAUUCUAAUCAAUUUUAGGUCCAGGCUUUAACAUGGCCUUUCUUUACUUAACUUUUUUCUUUUACGUAUUGUUUAAAUCCUUUAAAUGUUUUCCUACUGCUAUUUUUUAGAUGGCCCCUUUAAGUAGAUAUCUACAACUGUAAAUCCUCCCCACCCACACGUGGCACAGUCACCCCUCUCGUUCCAAUCUUCAAUUGUACUGUUGGUCAACAGGUUGCCAGGUCUGCCAACUACCAACGGUAAGCUGAGAGGAAAAAUGUCAAGUAAGGAGCCUUUCACGGUAUAUUAAUUGUUCAUUAAAAGCCUCUUAUUGUUUCUAUAUAAUACUAUUAUUCAGUGGAACAAUCUUCUAGUGAAACACGUCAGUUCCCUUGGAUGAGUUAAACGCAGAUAAGUAACUUCCCAGUUUUGAUCAAUAAAGAAAAUCAUUGUUAGUGGAAAACCAAUAACACAUCAGAGUAAUUUCACACUAGGUUGCUUGCAAAAGAACCAAACAAACUUGCAACAAUGCACCCAUGCCACGUUAGGGUACCAGCUAACCAUUGGUUAACAUAAGCAAACAUUAACUUGCCCGUAAAAGAAAAGCGUCAACCUCCAAGUUGCCUCUGAGCCGCUUAUCCAUCUUAAGUCUUCACCAACUCUCAAGGGCUUCACCUAUGUUUCUCACCUUUUUUUUUUUUUUUUUGAACACCUGAAUAUGAGAAAUGUAAAGCCAAGGAGAAGUCAUUUCUCAGAGCCGUUGCAUCUUAUUUGACUUUAACCUACUAUUCCAAUUCAAGCAGAAUCCUUUCAUGUUAAUGUUGCCAUCACAACCAGAAGUGAAUAUAUAAAACACCUUAUGUGUGCAAGGGGCAAGAUUCUGUCAUCCCUGGUGUCAGAUAAAAGUCAAAUUUACACAAAGUUUCUACUCUGUUCUAUUCUGUUAGGUGUAGCCUGUUAGAGUGAAGUAAAAAUGUGGUUUACUGCUGUUUAUCAUGAUGUAACAAAGGGGUAAUUAUUUUUUAAACAGGACCAGGAUGCUUUUGAUACUUUUAUUCCUUUGGUAAUAAACCCAUCAUUUAAACCCUGCUUUUUGUUUUCAAUCAGGUUCUUAGAGAUUAAAAUUAGUUUGGGCAUCUAAAAUAUUUAAGAGUAAAAAAUAAAAAAUAAAAAGGAAAAAAAAAAAACCUGUGGGGAGGGAAAUAUUUUUUCACUGUAUAUAAUGAUCAGUCUGGGCUUCAGCUCCACCAAACCUACUCCGCUGCUUGACAUUUACAGCUUCUAGCAUAUUUUUCCUCUUCUGUGUAGAUUCCUGAAUAAGUUUGCUUAAUCUUGACAUGGAGAUCCAAUAUUCCUUAAUGGGAGCUAAAGGAUGGAAAAUGAAAGUUGGUGCAUGGGAUGAGGUUACAUCGCACUUUGUCACAAUAUGAUGGACUGAGAAGGACAAAACAUGCUUGUGUAAUCAAUAUAAACAUUAUUGAUUCAUUGUAUACCAUGUAAAAGAUUAACAUUGUGUGUGGGAGUUUUGUGAAAGACUCGGUGUGUUUACUUUUGCACGUACUCAGAUUCAGAGUUUCUUGGUAAUCUAUUUUAGAGUGCUGUACGUAAUAUUUUGGCAUAGCUGUUGAAGUGUUGGUGUAUUUCUCUACGUGUGAAUUACAGAUCUAUCAUAUUCUCUUCACUGCCUGGACCCCUUUCCUUGCAUAGCCUUCUCCAUACUUUUUAGAAAACCAGGCUUUUAAAAAUGUUAUUUAUUUAUUUUUAUUUUUUUGUCUUUACAACAAAAGUGAAGCUGCGGCUUGCUUCCAGAUUGAUUUAUAAAGUUUACAUAUGUGUGUGAAUGUGUAUGUGUGUACAGGUUAGCCCUUUUUUUGGAAUAAAAAUGUUUGAGUAUGGACUCUACAGAUGGUACAUGGUUAUUGUUCAAUGAAUAAAAAAAAAGAAAAAUUAUAGUUUAUGUGCAGAUUCUUCUUGUGAACUUUUUUUAUGACGACACUGUCAAAAGCACAGCUGACAUAUUUUUCAAUGAGAGAAGCAAUCAUCAUAACCCCAUUACCAAAUGUUUGACCUGAAAAAUGUGUUAAAAAGAGCACAUGUGUACAGUGUUAAUUGAGAGUGUUGCAGUGUUACACAGCCGUUGAUGCUGAAAGGUUUUUUAUUAUUGUUUAUUUAACUUAGAGUAUGUAUAGCCAUAUUUAUUGUUACUGUAUUACUGUAGAGCUAUUUAUAUGAUCUGUUUUACUUUUAUUUAUACGCAUGUUCAUUGUAAAAAAAAAAUAAAAGAGGUGGAAAUAAAUGUUGA
Messenger RNA from Cyprinodon variegatus (sheepshead minnow), 3850 nucleotides. RefSeq names its product sodium/calcium exchanger 1-like. Lineage: Eukaryota; Metazoa; Chordata; Actinopteri; Cyprinodontiformes; Cyprinodontidae. Bases 158 to 979 code for a protein of 273 amino acids. The record is from RefSeq and is a predicted model, not a curated record. Gene Ontology annotation, molecular function: calcium:sodium antiporter activity. Gene Ontology annotation, biological process: calcium ion import across plasma membrane; sodium ion transmembrane transport. Gene Ontology annotation, cellular component: axon; postsynapse; sarcolemma. The transcript is spliced from 5 exons.